GACAGCCAAACCGCUUCCGCUGUGUGCUGUCAAGUGGCCAUCUUUCUUUUCUGAUUCGUACUGUGCAAGAAACGCAAAAUGCAGUUGCAUAUUCGAGGUCUCAACACUCACGUCCUGGACGUGCAGCCCCAGGAAACAAUUAGCGAGAUCAAGGUAAAACUUGCCGCCCUCGAGAACGUUGAAGAUGCCGAACAGCUGGUUCUAUCGUGCGAGGGUGCCAUCCUCGGUACGGACGCGCUCGUAGGUUCGCUGUCAUCCGUCGAACUCGACUUGACCAUUCCGCUGCUCGGAGGUAAAGUGCACGGUUCGCUAGCCCGUGCCGGUAAGGUUAAGGGUCAGACUCCGAAGGUCGAGAAGAAGGAGAAAAAGAAGAAGCGCACUGGCCGUGCCAAGCGUCGCAUCCAGUACAACCGCAACUUCUCCAACGCGGUGCAGGCCUUCGGACGGCGACGUGGACCGAACGCGAACUCGACGUAAAGACGGUUUAUGGUUCGGAUAACACAUGUUGACGAGGGAGGGAUCGAUGAGAAAAUAAACUCUAAUCCAUUAAUUAUUAAGCUGUA
Messenger RNA from Wyeomyia smithii (pitcher-plant mosquito), 563 nucleotides. RefSeq names its product FAU ubiquitin-like and ribosomal protein S30 (gene RpS30). The record is from RefSeq and is a predicted model, not a curated record. Gene Ontology annotation, biological process: translation. The transcript has 3 exons. Gene Ontology annotation, cellular component: cytosolic small ribosomal subunit; ribosome. Gene Ontology annotation, molecular function: structural constituent of ribosome; protein binding. Bases 79 to 477 code for a protein of 132 amino acids. Lineage: Eukaryota; Metazoa; Arthropoda; Insecta; Diptera; Culicidae.